Paramuricea clavata is the source of this 1697-nucleotide messenger RNA. The record is from the annotation of a GenBank genome assembly. NCBI's taxonomy places the organism in Eukaryota, Metazoa, Cnidaria, Anthozoa, Malacalcyonacea, Plexauridae.
AUGAACACAUCGCCUGUUACUGAUGUUCUAUAUGGCUUUUUUGGCCUCGAGAAGAACAAAUUGACAUGGUUGGGGACACUCAAGGCAUUCGUCCUUACUGAAAUCGAUGAAAGCACAGCUGAAAGUACAACAUGGUGAUCACCUUGUACAGGAACAUGGUGCUUCGAUAGCGAACAACUCAAAGCUGCAUGGUACAUGACAAGCAAAACCAUACAAUUUGAUGGAAAUAAAGCUAAAGAUUUAACUGAACGAAUUCAAUGUGUUCAUUCUAAAAGCAGAUGAACUGAAAACUGUCCGACAUACUGACCAGAACAAAUCGAUUAAAUGCUUUAUGACAGAAGAGGGUCCUGAAGGGGUAAAAUGGGAACUGGGAUUGAUCUAUUUUUAGACUGGGAAAAUGGGAUUUGGGUUGCUGGGACUGGGAUUUGGCCACUGGGAAUGGGAAAUGAAGUCCUCAAAAAUGGGAAUGGGAUUGAGGUAAUGCGAGUCGAUUCCCAAUUUUUCUACGUUUUAAGUAUUUUAAAAUACAAUUUUGGUCCGUUUUUGGUGUCUUUGGUCAUGAUUUUUGUUGUUAACUAUAUUAUUCACAGCACUAACUGCAAACAAGCAUACUCUGGCACCCGGAAUUCUGGGUUUUCUGAUUAUGCGUGUCUCAGAAUGCUGCAAAUGCCAUUUCCGGGAUUCAAAUUUUAAAAUUUUCCGUGCCUUUGGCACAACCCACCACCCCAAAUUUUAUAAAGUGUGUGCCACUUGCACACACGAUGGCUUAAAAAUCUUAAAACUGUUUAUUGUACUGAUAAAUAAAGGGUUUUUUAUUGACUGGGAUUUCAAUAACUCGGACUGGGAUUUCUAAUAAAAGUCCAACUGGGACUGGGAUUUUGCCAAAAUUUUAGCUGGGAAAUGGGAUUGGGACCCCUUCAAGACCCUCACAGAAGCGAGCAAAGAUAGUUCUGAUGAAACGCUAAGAUUAUAUACCUCCCUAUUAGAAGUGCGCAACAUAUCGUGUAGGAAAAACAAUGAAGAGAAUUUAAGUGAAAGCCUUAAUAUACAUGAAUCAGAUGAAGCGACAAAUUCUAAACUUGACAUGGUCAAGGUGAUAAACCCUAACGAUCUGAAUACCCGCUUAAUGUGCUUGGACAAAGCGUGCCUAUUAUCAGUGACAUUGCCCACCAGAAUCCACUGGAUUUUGAAACCACCCGCACUAAAUCCCGAGCAAUGAGUAGAAUUUCCUGCUGUGCCUCUUGUAUCAAGCAGAGCGAAGAAAUUAAUCAACUGAAGGAAAUAGUUUGUCUCAAGAAGUCGGUGAAGUCAAGCGAGUAUAUGCAAAUUAACCGCCUGCAAAACGACAACUCUAGUUUAAUCAAAACUGUUGAAAUGCUUACAAAACAAGUCUUGAAAGUCAAGUAUUGAAAGAACCCGCCCUUGAAGUGUCUAAAAAGCAGAGAAAGAGUCAGAGAAAGAAAAUGAAGGCCAAGGAGGGCAUUGAAUUGGCAGAGAAAAAUGCUUCCCCACAUUGUCAAGAACAUGCUGCCUCUACCAGCGGUAUGGAAAAAGUGAAUGACGAUGUUGCAGCUACCAUGAGCAAGAAUAAAGCCAAAGAAGUGGUGGUAAUUGCUGGUGAUUCACUAAUUAAGAAUGUUGUCGGAGCAAGCAUUAGCAAGACAGACUCUGAUCACUUUAGCCUAAACAGUGGAUAA